GAGCAAAGGAUACGACCAGCCCUUAAAAUAAACCCUGCGCCACAGUGUUGAAGAAAUGACAGCACAGAGCUUGGGCUAAGCCCUGAACAUCUUCUGCUUUAUCACUCAACAAGAAGGAUAUAAAUUAAAAAUAUGUACAUGUAUUUUAUCCGACUUUUAAGCGACUGAAAAACAAGUGGAAGAACUCCUUUACUUUUGGGAGGGGAGGGUGUUGGUGCGUAACUGCACAUGCAGUUUAUAUAUAGCUGAGUGUAACUGGUUCCCAGCACCGUCCUAUCGAGUUACAUCUUCAGUCAGCCCCCAAACUGCAAGGAAUAGUUCUGUCUCUCUAGCCCUCCGUUCCUCCCUCUACUGCGCAGUGCAGUAACACAGCUCUGGGGGGGAAAGGUAGCCAGGAUCUUCACUUUGGGGAUUAAAAUAUCCACGACAACUUGCUGUUAAACUCGUGUGCUUGGAUUAGGGGAAAAAGGAAGGAGGAUUGCAAGCUUUGAUUACAGGACUUUGCUCUUUCAUUGUGUUGGGUUGAUCAUGGAUAUAAACUUGGUGGCUUUAGAGGCAAAACAGGCGCCGAAGAAAGCCAAUGGGCCAAAACGCCCCGUGAAGCCGGCCAAACCUGCCAAAAAGACUAAAAAAGCUGUUGUUUUCUUUGAGGUGGAGAUCUUGUGCGCCAAGACCAAGGACAAGCUAUGCUUCCUGGACAAGGUGGAUCCCAAUUCUACUAUCGGGGAGAUAAAGGCAAUGUUCCACAAGUCCCAUCCACAGUGGUAUCCAGCUCGGCAGUCCAUCAGACUCGAUGCAAAGGGCAAGUCCCUGAAGGAUGAAGAUAUCUUGCAGAACCUGCCUGUGGGCACCACUGCUACCCUGUACUUCAGGGACCUGGGGGCUCAGAUCAGCUGGGUCACGGUGUUCCUGACGGAGUAUGGGGGUCCUCUCCUGCUCUACCUGAUGUUCUACUUCAGAGUUCCCUUCAUCUACAACACCAAGUACGACUUCACAACCAGCAAGCACUGGGUUGUACACCUCGCCUGCAUGUGUCACAGCUUCCACUAUGUGAAGAGGCUGCUGGAGACGCUGUUUGUGCACCGAUUCUCUCAUGGCACCAUGCCUCUGAGAAACAUAUUCAAGAACUGUACAUACUACUGGGGGUUUUCAGCGUGGAUGGCGUACUAUAUCAAUCACCCACUCUACACACCACCAGCUUACGGAGAGCAGCAAGUGCAGUUGGCGCUCAUCAUCUUCCUGUUCUGCCAGAUCGGAAACUUCUCGAUUCACAUCGCACUGAGAAACCUUCGGCCACCAGGCUCCAAGGCCAGAAAGAUUCCUUACCCCACCAAGAAUCCCUUCACAUGGCUCUUCUUGCUGGUGUCCUGCCCUAAUUAUACCUAUGAGGUGGGCUCCUGGGUGGGCUUCACGCUGAUGACGCAGUGCCUGCCCGUGGCGUUCUUCACCCUGGUGGGCUUCAUUCAGAUGAUGAUCUGGGCCAAGGGGAAGCACCGCAGCUACCUGAAGGAGUUCCGAGACUACCCUCGCCUCCGUUCCCCCAUCCUGCCCUUCAUGCUGUGAGCAGAGACUGCAGGAGUGUAAUUCAUUACUAAGAAUCAUGAGGAUAACCAUUAUAAUGCAACUCGGACGCUUUCAAAGGAUUUUGUGGUGCCCCUGGUACACAUGCUUACAUACCUGUCGCACUCAAUAGAACUCUGCUCCUCCCUUGAUGCAAUUAAUGAUUGCAGCUCUACAGUUCAGUACGUUGAAAAUAUCCUGCUCCAUAAUUAAGAGAUAAUCACAGAUGUCUAUACUAUAGCCUUACAAGCUCAUUUUAACCCUUUGCAGUCCAUUUAUUAACUGCGCGUCAGGCACGCCAGGUCUAAUUAAUUUUCACACGCGCAGUUAAUUUUAUACGCGCUGUUUAAAAGUAUUUUUUUUCACAGUCAAACGGGUUUAAAUGGCCCUGCAUAUCAACAAAGCACUCACUAGGCAUCUCCAGCCCCGCCCCACCCUUUCGUUUGCUAUAGCGUUCACCUAUGUAAGAAAUAAAUAAUAAUAAUAAUAAUAAUAAUAGUCGUACAUACCGAUCGAUCAUCUCCGGAUCACUCGUUUUAUCACCAAACUCCUCAAUAAUGCGAUCCAAGUCAUCAUUUUAUUACUAUAACAUCUGAAAAAAGCUCUGCAAAUGUCCAUGAUAGUCUCUGUGCGCUGACGCACUCAGCCAGCUUGUUUACUAUGAACGCCCCGUUAUCUGAUACCUGAUACCAUGUAUGACUAUUCAUGAGAUACGCCUUUUUUUUUUUUCGACUUGUCUCGGCUCCUGUCGCUCCCACUCGGCAAUUGAAUGGUUUUCUCGGCUUUUUCCAGAGAAAAAAUGACUAAACACCCGUUUAUUGCGUUGCUAUAAUGAUGUCGGACCCAGUCCGACAAAGGACCUGUGAGGAAUAAUUGCAAUGUCGGACCCAGUCCGACAAUGGACCGCAAAGGGUUAAUGUAAAACAGAUAAUUGGUGAGGUAUUAGGAGAUGGUACUGUGCAAAUAACUAACUUUAUACUAGUCAUCCACCCUCCAGCCAGGACAUCAAUAUGGCAUGUGAUCACCAGUAAGUGGGAUUGAUUACACAUACUGCCGAUGAGUGAGUGUGCUUUUCUACACAUCCUUAAUAGACACAUCUCUGAAUACCCAUUCAUUGGAGUUGUGUACAUGGGUCUUUUCCCCCACAUCUCUUAAAAGUAGUAUCUUCUGUACCAUUUAAAAAGUGUAUUAUAGCCUGGAAUCUCUUACACAAUACAUCAGGCUGUCAUAAACUUUUUAUAAAAAAAAAAAAAACUUACACUGUUGCAAACCCAUGAAAUCAUGAUUGAUUACAAAUACACACAUUAUAUUGUAGUACCAAUAUUACUUCCUCUCGUCAGUGUCUUCUAAAGCAGAACCUUGCAGACUACUGCAUAUUGUUUUUAAACCUGCUGCUGGCUCACAGAAUUACUGACAAUUCACUGGCUACUAGAGUACUUGACCAGAUAAUGUAGUUUCGUCCUGUGCUACUACAUUACAUUACACACUGCUCCAGGCUAAUGAAUUGCAAUUUGGCACACUGGGAAACAGUCAAAUGGCACUGGAAAGGUUGAGGAGCUAAGAGGGGCACAGCACUGAAUGUAAUUCUGCUCUAUGUGUAUGUAUUUGUUUGAAAUAGACAUUUUUGUUCAUCAAUCAUAGCAACCUUUUUCAGUUUUCCAUCUUAUCAGGUCAAACCAGCAUAGGUUAUACCUAGUCCACACUUAUGUAUUCGUAUAUAUUUUGUCUUCAUUUUUUCCCCUCUGUCAGUAAACCAGAUCAUGUAACAUAGCUGUCACUGGAUGGCAAUCUGGCUCCCUCUAGUGUUGGGGAAAGGCACUAUAUGAGUUUGCCUUCAUUAGAUGGCAAAUCAGCUGAUGUAACCAGCAGUAAACAAGAUACUGAUCCAUAGAUUGGCAUUAGCCAAAACAUUUAUCUGCUAUUUAAAUUUAAUGUUUCCCUCUUAGAAUCAAUAUAUGAUGAUAAUAAGUAACCAGAUGCUAUUCAAAGUGCGUUUUCUGAGCCAUUAAUAGAUUUACCUCAAAUUAAUCAUCGGGGUGCAAUUGUUCAACACCACGCUUUCAGAAAUGUAGGCUGCAGUAAAAAUAAAUAAUUGAACAGGCCACCACUAUCUAGAGGAGUUUAAUCAAUUUGAUUGUAUGAACCAUUUUAAAGUGUAGUAUUUUAAGACUAGUAUAAUCCUGAUUAACCAAAUCUCAAAUUGUAUUAAAGGUAUGCUAGUUUAAAAUGUCUUUUUAAUUGCUUUACCAUUCUACCAUACCUGUUAUGAGGUUCCCCAGCUGAAUAGUUCUGUUGCUCCCAAUAUUGACAUUCAUUCAUUCAUGUGUUCUCUGCAGCUGUCACUUGCUUAGAGAUCAAUACUGUUUUAACAGAUAUAACAGGACAGGUAUUCCUAACAAUUGGUAAACAUGCCUAAUCCAGGAGUGGCUGUAGAAAGUGAUUGGAAGAAUGGGAAUGUGGCACGCUGGGAGUGCUUUCCGUCCCCCGAACGAGGAAUGAAAUGGUAAUGGUACGGCUAGGAAAGAUGGGUAUCCCAGACAAAACAUUUUGUAUUUCUUUUUCAGUACAAGACACUGAUGAUAUGUAGUUAUCUUAGGGCACAUCACAAUGGGAAAAUCUAAAUUGAUGCAGUAAACAGCAAAUGUCAACCAAUACAUAUUUCUUUUCGAUUAUAUUUAUUGCAUGAAUGUAUAUUUUCCCCAGUCUGGUGUGAUUUUUUUAAUGGAAUUACCCACUUUUUUUAUUGAAAUCAUAAUGUAAAUGCUCAGAAUAUUUUAAAAAGCCAUUCUUUUAUUGUAGGAAUGAAAUCAGUUUUUUGUGAAUCAAGGGUGAUCUUGGCAUAUAUUGACACAUCACAACAUUGUGAUAUUUCAUAGAGAGAACAAAUGAAGGUUUUGCUAUCUGGAUAAAUCAAUCAUCUACUGAAAUGUAUCAUAAUAUAUAUAUUUGGUAUAUUUCAAAUACUCUAAAAUGUAAAAAUCAUGGAAAAAUGGUCAGGAAUAUGUGGAGUAUUCAAUUGGCAGAUCUAAAUAUAGUCACUGCUAAAAAGGCCUUUAGUGGGCCAAUGCUAUGAAAAUCAAAUGCUAACAGCUUCUAAAAAUGUCAAAUGCAAGGGUGCACUCUUUAAUGAUUUAAAUAAACACAAGGCUUUAGAUCUACCACAGUUUAGACCAACAGAAGAAACUUAACUAUAAUCAAACACGGUAUAUAUGUAAUUUCCAUCAGGGUGAACAAAGUGUCAUUUAUAAUACAGUGCAGUAAACUGUUGAAUAACAGGUUAAGUCGUGGUGUUCUCUGCAAUGCUUAACAAGCUCUUGGUCUUAAAUUUGGAAAUAAAAUGUUAAAAAAAAAAAAAAGUGCACUACUGGAAUUAACAGUCCUCUAAGAAUCAUGUCCUGCUGAAGAUACAAAUCAUAGUGAAUAUUUCUUUAGCCUGUAUUAGUGGACUAAUCAAUGUAGGUAACUAGUUCUGAUUAUUAUUUUUUUUUCUGUUAAUCAGUAGUUUAGUUUUUCCUUGUUUACGAAUAACAUUGUUUACAGUGAGUACGAAGAUUAAACUGAUUAACAGUU
Molecule: messenger RNA, 5130 nt
Organism: Acipenser ruthenus (sterlet)
Lineage: Eukaryota; Metazoa; Chordata; Actinopteri; Acipenseriformes; Acipenseridae
Product: very-long-chain enoyl-CoA reductase
Exons: 11
Coding region: 529-1563 (344 amino acids)
Biological process (GO): very long-chain fatty acid biosynthetic process
Molecular function (GO): oxidoreductase activity, acting on the CH-CH group of donors
Source: RefSeq, a predicted model, not a curated record